ACCCUCUGCCACUUUGAUCUGUGAGCUCAGCGAUGGCCCUGCAGUGGAAGAGCAGCUGACAACUUCCUGGUUUGAGUCAACCUGACGGCCCACGAACACACCUGAGACUUUGCCUCACUCGCACUCUCUCACCCAAGGCCAGAUGAGACGGAGAGGCAACGAAAACACAUUUCUGAAUGGUUCCCGUUGGCUUGACAGGACCAGCUUUUUGUGAACAAGUGGCCAGCUGCCAUGAGCUUGUAAUCAAAAGGUGAGCUGACCAUGAGGCUGCUGUGGAAGUCCCUGGACAAGAUGAGGUGUUUGAGGAAGCGCUCGGCCAUCCCCUUCCUCGGCGUCCUCAUCACCCUCCUCCUCUUCCUCAACCUCUACAUUGAAGACGGAUACGUGCUGGAAGAAGAUAAGAGGCAGCUCAGGGAGACGUCGGCCCACGCCCCGAGCGCAGAGAGAUAUGUGCACACCUUCCGAGACCUCGGUAACUUCUCGGGAUCCAUCAACGUCACGUAUCGCUACCUGGCUGGGACUCCGCUCAAUCGCAAAAAGUACCUGACCAUCGGGCUGUCCUCAGUGAAGAGGAAGCGAGGGAACUACCUUAUGGAGACCAUCAAGUCCAUCUUCGACCAGUCCAGCUACGAGGAGCUGAAGGAGAUCGUGGUGGUUGUCCACCUGGCCGACUUCGACUCACUGUGGUGCGAGAACCUGCUGCAGGAAAUCAGCCGCAAGUUCUCGCACCACAUCAUCGCCGGUCGCCUACUGGUGAUCCAGGCUCCCGAGGAGUACUACCCGUCCCUAGACGGCCUGAAGAGGAACUACAACGACCCAGAGGACCGGGUGCGCUUCCGCUCCAAGCAGAACGUGGACUACGCUUUCCUGCUCAACUUCUGUACCAACCUCUCAGACUUCUACAUGAUGCUGGAGGACGACGUGCGUUGCUCUCGUAACUUCCUGACGGCGCUGAAGAAGGUGAUCGCCUCCCGGGAGGGCUCCUACUGGGUGAUGCUGGAGUUCUCCAAGCUGGGCUACAUCGGGAAGCUCUACCACGCGCGGGACUUGCCGCGCCUGGCGCACUUCCUGCUCAUGUUCUACCAGGAGAUGCCGUGCGACUGGCUGCUUAUCCACUUCCGCGGCCUGUUGGCCCAGAAGGACGUGAUUCGCUUCAAGCCGUCGCUCUUCCAGCACAUGGGCUACUACUCGUCCUACAAGGGUGCCGAGAACAAGCUGAAGGAUGACGACUUCGAGGAGGACGCGGUAGACAUUCCUGAUAACCCGCCGGCCCGCCUCUACACCAACAUCGAUGUCUUUGAGAGCUAUGAUGCCGCCAAGGCCUACAGCGCCGUGGAUGAGUACUUCUGGGGCAAGCCCCCAUCGACCGGGGACUUCUUCGUGGUGGUCUUCAACAAGUCUGCCAAGAUAAGCAGGAUCAAGAUCGCCACCGGAUCUGACGACCGACGAAACGACAUCCUGCAGCGUGGAGCUCUGGAAGUCGGUGAGAAACUGGUGGGCACCAAGAAGGGAAAGCAGUGUUCCUCGUACAUCACCGUGGGGGAGUUUAAGAAUGGCAAUAUCGAGGUCAGGGACGUCGACCACAAGAUCAGUUUUGACGUGGAGUGUGUGCGUAUCGUGGUGACGGCCAGUCAGAAGGAGUGGCUCAUAAUCAGAAGUAUAAGUUUAUGGACGACACCUCCGCCCAACCAAUGAAGAUAGCGCGCAGACUCUUAGUAUAUCAUAGGCAAAAUAUUCUAUGAUAUAUACACAUAUUUCCACUCCAAUAUAAGCAUUUUGUAUGUAUUUAUCUAUUUGGAUUGCGAAAUGUUUUUUUAUACCUGCAAGUCUCAGAUCAUCCUCCCAGUCUUGUGUUUGUUGUUAGCACGACGGUAAUGGAGAGUGGAAUGACGAGCACAAAGCAAUCGUAGCGUGGUUUUAAAGUUGUGAUUCUUACACUUUAUUGUCAAUAAAGCCCACAAAGACCAUUACCGUCAAUCAGUAAAUGCUAUGAAGCGGUACAAUGCGUUUUUUUUUCAACGUACAAAACCAGUCAGCAGAAGCUAACUUUAGCAGUCUACAACUUUACUCUGCCCCCCUUCUGGUAAAACAUCACAGGUGGACACACAAGAUCCAAAUCAAAAGCUUUUGUUUCCAAAAAAACUAUAAAGAACCGAUACCUGGUACCGGUCCGCAGCCCGGUGGUUGAGGACCACUGUAUUAGAGCACCUGUUGUAAAAACAAGAAAAAAAAGCAGACAGCAUCACUGAGUGCAUCAUUAUGUGGCCCUUCCUUUUCAUGGCGAAUCCUCAAAAUGAUCGUCAAACUUUGCUGCUGUGCUUCACCCACGUUAGAUGACGUUGGGAAAAAUAGCUCGGCCAUUCAGCGUUGCCCAUCUGUCUCGGAUAGCUGCCUCGGACUAAGGCUCAUUUGAAUCAAUUCCUUAGUCAGAACUCAUCAGAGUACAAGGCCUGGAAUUUUUUUGAACUUUGCAGACCACUUUUUCAUGCAAUUAGCCCCAAAAUGGCUGCUUCAAAUCAAAAUGGCCGACUUCUUGCUCCAUUUCAAGCAUGCAUCCUUGUUACGAGAGACAUUUCCAUCUAAUUUCGUGUCAACUGGUGAAACUGUGUCGGGGCUAAUUUUUUCUAACUUUCCAGUUCGCUUUUUUAUGGAAUUUGCCCUCAAAAUGGCUAUUCCAAAAUAAAAUGGCAACUUCCUGUUCAAGUUCAAGCAUGGGUCCUUAAGACUGUCCACCCAAUUCUGCGUCAAUCUGUGAAACUAGUGUUCGGGGGCAGAUUGUUUGUGUUUUUUUUGUGCGUUUUUUUGUUGUUGUUGUUUUUUCAAAAUUUCCAGGGGUCACAAAUGUGUGACUGAUAUUCAGCUUUAAACUGAAUAGCCAGCUUCCUAUUCAAAUCUGAGCAUGGAUCCUUGAGAUGUUUCCAUGCGUCCACUGACUUUCUGCGUUGAUCGGUCAAACUAGCUCUUUCUAACUUUCCAGGAAGCGCUACUGAGUGAGGUGUUCUAGAUCUGGACCCUUAAAAUUUAAAUUUCAUUCACUCAUAUACGCACGUGCAAAACUUGGUGAGUUUUGGGGAAUGCUGAGGCCCCCAAAAAAGGCACUCAAUAGGUAUUAAAUUCAAUUUUGCAAGGUACUGAAUUUUAUUCCAAUGCAUUAUUACAUUUACCGUAUGUAUUUCUGUAUAUAUCUUGUAAUAAAAGGGUCAGGGCGUAGUACUUAUUAGGAAGUGUAGUCUAGCACAACAGACGAAUUUAAGGUGGAGGUGGGACUGCAUCAGGGAUCAGCCCUGAGCCCCUUCCUUUUUGCAGUGGUGAUGGAUAGGCUGACAGAUGAGGUUAGACUGGAAUGCCCGUGGACCAUAAUGUUUGCAGAUGACAUUGUGAUCUGCAGUGAAAGCAGGGAGCAGGUGGAGGAACAGUUAGAAAGAUGGAGGCAUGCACUGGAAAGCAGAGGAAUGAAGAUUAGCCGAAGUAAAACAGAAUAUAUGUGCGUGAAUGAGAGGGGUGGUGGGGGAAGAGUGAGGCUACAGGGAGAAGAGAUAGCAAGGGUG
Messenger RNA from Phycodurus eques (leafy seadragon), 3548 nucleotides. Its product is annotated as alpha-1,3-mannosyl-glycoprotein 4-beta-N-acetylglucosaminyltransferase C-like. Gene Ontology annotation, biological process: protein N-linked glycosylation. Gene Ontology annotation, molecular function: acetylglucosaminyltransferase activity. The record is from RefSeq and is a predicted model, not a curated record. Bases 262 to 1695 code for a protein of 477 amino acids. NCBI's taxonomy places the organism in Eukaryota, Metazoa, Chordata, Actinopteri, Syngnathiformes, Syngnathidae. The transcript is spliced from 6 exons.